UGUUAUCGAUCGAUUCAAUCUGCGGCAAAUUUCAAAUCAAAAACACUAAAUUAACUUGUGACAUCAAUAACACUACAAUAAAAUUCUUUGAAAUAUGUAACAAUAAAUAAAAUGACGUCGUUCCACGCCCCGAAACAAAAGUAAUAAUGUAACAUUUAUGAAAAAAAUGUAGCAUAGUCUAUAUUUAUUUAUUAAACAUUUACAGCCAAUACAGCUAUUUACACAUAAGAUGGCAACUGCUCCAAUAGCAGAUAAUUCUCCAAAACCCCUAUUAAAAUCCGCGGAUAACGAACACGAUGAAAAAACAGAUAAGAAAUUAACUGUUCUCGAAUCGCACGGUUAUAAUCUUGGAAAAACUAUAGGAUCCGGUUCAUAUGCUACUGUGAAAAUCGCUAAAUCCUGUCGACAUGAUUGCCAAGUAGCAAUAAAAAUAGUUUCAAAGUUUCAAGCACCCGGCGAAUAUUUAAAGAAAUUUUUACCACGUGAAAUUGAAGUUGUGAAAGGUUUAAGGCAUCCAAAUUUAAUCCGUUUUCUUCAGGCAAUCGAAACAACCCAUCGGGUAUACAUUAUUAUGGAGUACGCUCAAAAUGGCAGUUUACUAGAUAUAAUAAGGCGGGAUACUUUUAUUGAUGAAGUCCGUAGUCGCAGAUGGUUUCGACAAUUACUCGAAGCGAUUGAUUAUUGUCACGGACGCGGUGUAGUUCAUAGAGACGUCAAGUGCGAAAACCUUUUAAUGGAUUCUAAUUUCAAUGUUAAAUUAUCCGAUUUUGGAUUUGCACGUGGUCAAAUGAAACCGAAAAACGGUAUAAAUCCAUUGAGCGAAACCUUCUGCGGAAGCUAUGCGUAUGCCUCGCCUGAAAUAUUAAAGGGAAUCCCAUAUUUACCUCAAUUGUCUGAUGUAUGGUCCAUGGGUGUAGUACUUUAUGCAAUGGUUUACGGUCGACUACCAUUUGAUGACACGAAUUACAACCAACUUCUAAAGCAAGUACAGAGCAGGAUUACAUUUCCUAAAGAUCCAAAGGUAUCUCAAUCUUGUCGUUCUCUUAUCUCACGUAUACUUGUGCCACAACGAACACGGUUACAUAUUGAUAGGAUAAGAAAUGAUGUUUGGCUUUCUGCAUCUUUAGUUACAGUUCAAACUUCUACUACUGAUACUCUCAUGAAUGCUCCAUACACAUUACCAAAGGUUACUGAAAUAAAGGUAAAUGAAACGAAUAAGAAAAUAAACAAGCAUACAGAUAUUAGAGGUCACAUCGUCAAUAUCCGCCGGUCAUCCCAGAUAGGUAUUUCAGAUCAAAACAAUAAUGAUGUACACUUGAAAUAAAUCGGACUAUCAAACAAUAUCGCUAUUUUAACUUCCUCUAUUUCGUUCGAUAUAAAAAUUAUCACAGAACUAUGGCACCUUUAUUUAUAAAUAAUGUUACGUUUACAAAUUUAAUAAUUAAUACAGUAAUUAAUAGUCUAAGCAAAAAGGAC
Messenger RNA from Megachile rotundata (alfalfa leafcutting bee), 1476 nucleotides. Its product is annotated as testis-specific serine/threonine-protein kinase 3. Gene Ontology annotation, molecular function: ATP binding; tau-protein kinase activity. The record is from RefSeq and is a predicted model, not a curated record. Gene Ontology annotation, cellular component: cytoplasm. NCBI's taxonomy places the organism in Eukaryota, Metazoa, Arthropoda, Insecta, Hymenoptera, Megachilidae. Gene Ontology annotation, biological process: intracellular signal transduction; microtubule cytoskeleton organization; protein phosphorylation.